Messenger RNA from Alligator sinensis (Chinese alligator), 3139 nucleotides. Its product is annotated as RING finger protein 145-like. Gene Ontology annotation, molecular function: zinc ion binding; ubiquitin protein ligase activity. The transcript has 11 exons. Gene Ontology annotation, cellular component: endomembrane system; endoplasmic reticulum. The coding region runs from base 1 to 2340 and encodes 779 amino acids. Lineage: Eukaryota; Metazoa; Chordata; Crocodylia; Alligatoridae. The record is from RefSeq and is a predicted model, not a curated record.
AUGUGGACGCGGACGCUCGGAGCAGCUUCCCGAGACGUCGGGCAGGCAGCGCAGCGCAGCGCAGCGCAGCGCUUCGUGGGAAGCUGCGUCCCCGCGAGCGCGCAGACGGGGCGGGUGGCGCUCCAGUGCCAGCACCAGACCGUGGCUCACGGAGCUGGACGUUGGUCUCCGACACCACGGAGGCACGAGGAUGACAAACCAAGGACUCCUCGAAAGGACGAACGUGGAUCGACUUGGAGAGAUAAUAAGGUCACGUGGACGAGGGAGCUGGGGCCCGGGCGGCUGGCAGCUCCUAAAGGACGUGGCAUCGGAGUCUCAACCGGCUGUCCCACCGCCACGUGGGGCCAUGUGCUGUGUGCGGUGGUGCUGCUGCUCCCGGUGCAGUCCCUGGCGAAGCUGUACCUGCACGUCCUGACACUGCUGCUGCUCUACAUGGGGCACCAGACGGCCAGGGACUAUAUCCAGCAGGAGAUGGAGUACGAGUUCCGCGGGGCUGUGUACCAGGACCCCGUCGCACUCAGCCGCUUCGUCACCACCCUGACAAGCCAGGUCAUUGCGUGUGCUCUGUGCUGCCUGCUGACGCGGACGCGGCAGGCAUGGCUCUUCUCAGCCCCGCUGCUGCCUCUGCUGGCCCGGCUCAGCGGCCUGCCCCUCCAUGCCCUGCCCAUGGCCAGCAUCUUCGCCAUGGCCCUCACCACCCUCCAGGUGCUCUACGUCAUGGCUUCCCACAUCCUCGUGCCCUUCCGCCUGGCUGCCGCAGCCUGCAGAGAGGUGGCACAGGUCCUGGAGCCGUACCAGCUGAUGGUGCUAGGCAUGGGCCUCUGGAGUCGGCUGGCCAUGCCCAUGCUCUUCCUCAUCUUCUGGCUGGUUCUCUUCGCCCUGCAGCUGUACUCGGCCCUGGCCUCCAGCGGCCCCCCCACCCAGCCAGGGCUCAUCUUCAUCUUCCUCAGCAGUGUGGCCGAGUGCUGUAACACACCCUACUCCCUGCUGGGCCUGACCUUCACCGUCUCCUACCUGGCCCUGGGCAUGCUGAACCUCUGCAAGUUCUACCUGGGCGGCUACGGCGGCUUCCAGAAUGGCAAUGUCAUGCACAGGGGUGUGACAGAGGGUGUGAUACUGCUGCUGCUGGCUCUGCAGACAGGGGUGCUGGACCUGCAGAUCCUGCAGAGGACCUUCCUCCUCAGCCUCAUCCUCUUCAUCGUGGUCACCUCCACCCUGCAGUCCAUGAUCGAGAUCACCAACCCCAUUGUGCUGGCGCUGGGGGCUUCGCGGAACAGGAGCCCAUGGAAACACUUCCGUGGCGUCACCAUGUGCCUCUUCUUGCUGAUCUUCCCCUGCCUCAUGGCCUACAAGAUCGUCUGCUUCUUCCACAUGAACUUCUGGCUGGUCAUCCUGGUCUCCAGCUGCAUGCUCACCUCUCUGCAGGUGAUGGGCACACUGUUCCUCUACGCCCUGUUCAUGAUCGAGCUGCUGCAGGAGGAGCCGCUGGAGCGGAUGGACGAGGUGAUCUAUGCAGUGAAUGCGGUGAGCCGUGUGCUGGAGUUCCUGGUGGCCAUGUGUGUGGUGGGCUACGGCACCUGGGAGCUGCUCUUUGGUGAAUGGAGCUGGGUGGGUGCCUCCGUCAUCGUCGUCGACUCCUACUUCAACAUCUGGCUCCGGGCCCAGUCAGGCUGGAAGAGCUUCCUGCUGCGCCACGAGGCUGCCAAGAAGAUCAGCUUGCUGCCGCGAGCCACGCAGGGGCAGCUGCAGGACCACAAUGAUGUGUGCGCCAUCUGCUUCCAGGGGAUGCACAUGGCCGUCAUCACCCCCUGCGGCCACUUCUUCCAUGACAGCUGCCUCCGCAAGUGGCUGUAUGUGCAGGACACCUGCCCCAUGUGCCACCAGCAGGUGAAGCCCCCAGUCACCCAGGACCCGCUGCCUGACCGCCCGGAGCAGGACUCUGGGGCAGAGGAGGCAGCAGCACCACCCCCAGGGCAGGGGAAAGGAGACGACCAGGCCACUGCUAGCCCAGCCCCAGGUGCUGGCCAGGCAGCAGAGGGCACAGAGUCUUGCUGGCUGGAGCAGAGGGAGCCUGUGUCGGCCAAGCUUGGAGCAGGGCAUCAGCCCAUGGACCAAGCCGGGAGCAGGAUUACAUCACCGAAGCAGGGCAGCACCCCACAGCCAGAUGCCAGUGCUGUCAUGUCAGGACCAGACCACUUCAGGGAGCCCAGCCCGGUACCUCCGGAGGCCGUGUCCAGUGGGGCAGAGACCUCAGAGCAGAGCACAGACAGCAGCCUCAAAUCCCCUGCCAGCUGUGACCACAAAGCCAGGGACAGUGUGGGCUCUGAUGCCCCCUCCUAGCACCAUUCUCACAAUAAAAGAGCCCUGGGAGCCUGUAGGCAAAGCCUUCUCACGUGCCCACCAGGCCCACCCAAAGGCACAGGUGCCAGGAGAAGCCAGGGCUGGGCAGGGGCAGAGCUGCCCUCCGGACCCGCAGAACCAGCCGCAACGUCCCCCGCUCCCCACUCGCUGUGGGUGUGAGCACCCCCGGCUGGAUGGGGCAUCGCAGCCAGAAGCCGCCGGCAGCCACCCCUACCCGCCAGCACCAGUGGGAGCCAGCAGCAGGUGCCACCACAAGCUUGUCUGGAUGGGCAUGUCUCCCCUACCCAGGGCGCCGGAGCCCAAGGAGAGGUUCCCAGCUGAGCUGGGGGCAGGCUCCGGCAUGAGCACGCUCACCUCGAGAGGUAUCAUUCCUCCUGGCUCAGGUGCCUAGUUUGACAUCAGCUGCCGCGACCCACCCCAGCCGUGGCCACGUGGCAGGUCAAGGCCAGCGGGUCCCUCUGUGGGGGCUGCAGUCCCUCCUCCCUCCCAUGUAUUUAUAUCCCGCAGGGCUUUGUGUGGCAGACACCCCCCCGCUGCGGGCCCCGGGGGAACGCAAUUACGCCGUGGUGGAAGGCGCCUUGAUUUGCAAAGCCUCAGGGAUUAGCAAUUAGCAGGGACCCGCGGUUGCACUGCGGAGACAGGCAGGCAGCGGGGCAGGGACAAAGCAGGCUGGGCGGGGACCGUGCUAGGGUCUGAGGGCACGGGACUGGCAGGGACAAGCGGUGCGCCGUGGGGGUGCUCACGUUGACAACUCAAGUGCAAUUAAACUUCAGAACCA